Monomorium pharaonis (pharaoh ant) is the source of this 1944-nucleotide messenger RNA. RefSeq lists its product as uncharacterized. The record is from RefSeq and is a predicted model, not a curated record. NCBI's taxonomy places the organism in Eukaryota, Metazoa, Arthropoda, Insecta, Hymenoptera, Formicidae. The transcript has 5 exons. The coding region runs from base 52 to 1749 and encodes 565 amino acids.
UCGGGAAUAAGAAGAGAAGAAGAAGGAAAGAGUAUUAUCGUUGAGACAGACAUGAGGUUCUCUUUGAUCGUAGGAGUCGCCUUACUCCUGACGAUAGCGACUUCGUCUAUCGUCCAGGCGUGCAAAACAGAACAAACAUGUGGAAAUUUAGGCCCAGGCACUAAUGCGUGCAAAUGCGGAGAAAUAGUGGUGAAAGCAGCAAAGGUACAAAAACCUCUGUUCUACGCAUCGCCGAAAGCAAUCAACGAAGCUGCAGCGGCUCGCGAAGCAAUUGGAACCGAAUACGGGACAUCUUUUCCCAAAUAUAAAUCAUACGCUAGCGGGGCAGCGUUCAGCAGCAGUGGUAGCACCACCAGCAGCCACAGCAGCAGCUCCAGCUCUUCGAGUACUUCGUCUUCUGUCGGACUUCUCGGAGGACUAUUUUCAUCCUUCAAACCUGUCUCGGGUAGCAGAGUUACUUCCAGUUGCGGAUGCGGAAAGACUUCCGAAUCUCUGGAAGCCCGCGAUCUCCUGUCCACUAAUAUUGAGGGAAAAGUCGUGCCUAGUUUUCCACCGAUUGGUGAUUUGUGUUACCCAAAUCCACCCCGCGGUUCGAAAUAUCAGGUGACCACAAAAGUGACACCAGCACACCCAGGUAAAAUCAAAUGUGGUCCUCCCAUCCCUUACGAGGUUUGCGUCCAAAUUCUCAAUGGACAAAUCGAUGAGGCUGGGCUGAAAGAACUCAGCUUGGCAACCGGUGAUGCGAUCGGCGGAAGCGUGUUUGCUAGUGCGAAUAAUCUCGGCGAAUACACUUCGGACGUAGCUAGGCGUAGAUAUGGAGACAGUUUCCGGGGAGGAUACGGAAGUGUCGGUAGCGCAGGCUCGACCGCAUACGGAUACGGAUCGUACGUUGAGGCGAGUGCCGGCGCGGCGGCUGGUACCGGACAAUUCAGAACAAGCGACGUCGAUACGCUCCAAGGAUCAGUUUCUACGAGUCAUACAUCUAGCUGUGAUUUUGGCGAUGAUUCUGAGUUUGUCGAAGAUUAUUCUUAUCCUCGACUGCCAGCGGAUCCGGUUUCGCUUACCCUGGCGUACAAAAAUCUUUUCCCACGCAUGGGAAUGCACUACAAUAGAAGAACAUUCGUGCCGGAAGACAAGUUGGCGUUCGGUCACCGAACCGUGCCGACCGAGUCGACGCCUGGCAAAAAAGUAUCGGAUGUUCCCGAGGAAAAGCUUCAGAUCCUCGAGAAACCCGUUGUGGAGUUGAAGCCGGUAUCAUCGGUUCCCACUACCAUUGGCGUUUACGAUGAGCACGAGGAAGCGAAACUAGCGGAGCUUGAGGCAAUUGAGCGUGAGAGAAUAAAUCAGGAGGAGUUGGCCGAACGGCGGCAAGAGAACUUGAUUACAUAUGGAGACUUGGGAUACGCGCCAAUCGACAGAGUGUUGCCAGGAAGAUCGGGAAGGCCCUUAUCAGCGGGUCCUAUCGGCGUGUUCAACGUGGAAAACGAUAUUGGAACGGAUUGUGGCCCGAUAGGACCACCAGAUCCCGAUUAUGUUCCUGGUGGCAUCGUGAUCGAUCAAGAACUCGUGAAGAGCGAAGGCGAAAUCGAGGAUGAUGACUCGAGAAACAUCGGAGAUUCAGAGAUGUUCGUUCGUCAUUACGCGGGCGAUAGCGACGAGGAAGACGACAGUGACGAUUCCACAUCCGGUAUAUUCGCCAAACUGAAAAGUGUUGCCCGAAAACACGGUUCCCCGUGUGGAGCUGUAUGAAAUACGGUUUUCGGUAAAUACGAAAAAAAAAAAAGAGUAGAAAAGACUCGCCUUAUUGACGGUUCGUGAUUAUCGAGAUGAAUCUUGAUUCUUCUGAUACGCGAAGACGUGGACACCCUCGAAUAUUACACUAGUCCCAGUCCUGUGUCUUUAUGAUUAUUGUUAAGAUAAUAUAGCAGUUAUAUAAGAAUCAAA